Exophiala bonariae is the source of this 1725-nucleotide messenger RNA. RefSeq lists its product as uncharacterized. Lineage: Eukaryota; Fungi; Ascomycota; Eurotiomycetes; Chaetothyriales; Herpotrichiellaceae. The transcript is spliced from 3 exons. The coding region runs from base 1 to 1725 and encodes 574 amino acids. The record is from RefSeq and is a predicted model, not a curated record.
AUGCACAAGGCGAAAGCCGUAACGAGUCGCCUGGAACAGAGCGCCGGAGUCGCUGCGACACGCGCGACUCCCAAGACCUUUCAAUUCGUCGAUGCGAAUCCUACCACCGAUGCAGAGCGAUCUCAGAAUAAAAUCCUCGUCCGUUCUAAUGCCUCGAACUUCCAUUGGCGGCGUGUCAAGAAAUCCAGUAAUGGUUCAACGAGCAGGAGUUCUACACGGAAGCGCACCCCAAAUCAUGAACCCAAAAAGCCAUUAGGCAGAGCUAUUGCGCCGAUAAGUCAAACAAACGAUGAUAUAUCAUCGUCCACAGAGAGUGAUCAGUCUCCACCAAAGAAUGAGGAGGACCGGGUUUCCCAAGAAGACACAGAAUCACCCAUUGAGAGUGAUGUCCCUGCAGAGACUACCAGAGACCUGUUGAGCUUGAUCGUUUCAGGGCAUUAUGACCCCUUCGAGAUGUACCCGUCCGAUCUACCCAAGGAGUUUAUUAGUCCUAUUCUUUAUCAGAUCAAUGGAUUUUUAGCAUCGGUAUUCCCACCAGAGCGAGGAAAACCUAUAAGUGCAUUAUCUGAACGAUGGCUCAAUACCACGUUUAGCGACCGCGCUCUCUUUCAUGCCUCGAUAUUUUGUCAACUCACAAGGAACAGCGCAUUCAUAUCAGCGAGGUCGGAGUCUCGAGAACACGUACAAUGCUACACUGAGACAAUCCGCGGUGUGCACCAGAAAUUCCUAGACAACAACACAAGUUGCACGGACGAAAACAUAUUAUCAGUAUAUGCCCUAGCGUAUCAUGGAGCGACUCGACCACAGACAUCAACAGAAGUACCAAAUCAAGGGCCCUUAAAAACCCUCCAGCUACUACAUGUAUAUGGAGGGCGGCUAGAAACAGUCGAUGUACAUCUGAGAGGCCUAGCUAAGAUGCUUACAUUGCGUGGCGGUGUCAGAAAGAUCGGGUUGCCUGGAUUGGCCCAGGCCAUUUCAUGUGGCGACAUUAUUCUGGCCACCCAGAGACUCGAGAAACCACUACUACCCUUUGUUGCAAUGCAUGACGAUGUGAUCGGACGACUUACAGCGGCUUCUCGACAAGAUCACCCUCUCGUUGGUCUAGGCAGGGGUUUUCGGGUCUUACCAGAAAUGCUAGGUCGAGCAGAAGUAUCGAAGCUUCUGAUAGUCCUGCGCUGGAUCAUUCAAUACACUUUCGCCAUCGAUGAUUAUGAGCAGAAAAGACCCGAGGCACAGGCGACUCUCCGACUCGGAGACGAGCGAAACUUCGUUCAACAUAGUCUAAUGCUGUUAUCACCAACAAUUCUCGAAAUGGAAGAGGAGCAUCCCAUGCAUCGGCUAUGUCGAUUAGGUACACUCAUAUAUAGUGUACUGGUUGUGUUCCCCAUUCCUUCUGAAGCUGCACCAUUUCAUCGGCUCGCCAAGGAAGUCCAGGCGCAAUUAUCACAGGCUUCCGUCCAAUCCCGUUGGAUCGAAGCACCAGAGCUCAUCCUCUGGGUAACCGUGUUGGGCGCCAUAGCUUCCACAGGCUCCCAGUACCGCGAAUGGUAUUUAACGACACUUGAUCGCCUGACAAAGAGGCUCAACCUCGUUACAUGGUCUGCUAUGAAGGAGCGAUUAGGAAUGUUCCUUUGGUUUGAGAGCACCAACGAUGAGGAUGGCUUCAAGUUAUGGAAGGAGAUGGAGGACUCAAGUCCGUUCCGGUUACCAAAUUCCGCGCAUUGA